AUGGCCUGCUCCUGCAACAACAAGCCCUCUUCGCUCGUUCCUGCCGAACUUCAGCAGGAAUUGAGCGACCCCAACCAUCCAGCGAACCUCAUUUGUGAGCUUUGUCGUUUGUUCUAUGAUCUCAAUUGGGUCACUGGAACCGGUGGUGGGAUCUCUAUUCGAGACGUGGAGGGUCCCAAUCCGAACUUGGUGUAUAUUGCCCCAUCAGGAGUCCAAAAAGAACGGAUCCAGCCGUGGGAAAUGUUUGUGGUAGACUUACCAGACACUAUUGUCCGUACACCAAAUGAAUGUCCCAAAGAGUUGACCAAAUCCUACAAAUACAAGCCAUCUGCAUGCACUCCGUUGUUUGUCAGCUGCUACACAUUGAGAGAUGCUGGAGCGUGUAUUCAUACCCAUUCACAAAACGCAGUAAUGAUCACUAUCUUGCUCGAACACGAAAAAGAGUUCGUGAUUAACCACGUUGAACAGAUCAAAGCCUUGCCUCGGUUGGAGUACAACGAAUCCACCAAGAAGGUGGAAAAGGUGGGAAGCAUGGAAAACUACGAAAAGUUGGUGAUUCCUAUCAUUGAAAAUACGCCUCACGAGGAGGACCUUACCGAGACCCUCGAAGAGGCCAUCAGGAACUAUCCUGGGACAUCUGCGGUUUUGGUGAGAAGACACGGGAUCUAUGUCUGGGGUGAGACUAUUUGGAAAGCCAAGGUCUAUAAUGAAGCCUUGGACUAUUUAUUGGAGUUAGCUGUGAAGAUGAAGUUGGCCGGUAUUUCUACCGUCAGGGAGUAA
Molecule: messenger RNA, 780 nt
Organism: Suhomyces tanzawaensis NRRL Y-17324
Lineage: Eukaryota; Fungi; Ascomycota; Pichiomycetes; Serinales; Debaryomycetaceae
Product: methylthioribulose 1-phosphate dehydratase
Exons: 1
Coding region: 1-780 (259 amino acids)
Cellular component (GO): cytoplasm
Molecular function (GO): methylthioribulose 1-phosphate dehydratase activity; metal ion binding
Source: RefSeq, a predicted model, not a curated record